CCCAUGGAUGUGCUACUACCAGGGACUUUCGACACCCUCGUCCACCACCGACUUUGGUCUCCCUCACGGCACACUGCUGCGUGCCAGUGACUACCGAAACAUCUAUUCCACUCCCGCGAGGAACGGCAAUUGCUCCUUCGGGUGGUUCGCCGUACUGCAACCGGUGAAGCCGAAACAUAUCGAUCUUCUGCACCCGUGGUACACAAACAUCUCGAGAGGGGCCCUCCCCGUCCUCUUCACCCGCAUCUGCUCCUGCCCUUGACUACAACAACUAUGAAAGCGGCAGGCGGAGGAGUAAAGCGUCGGACAAAACAACCGUGAACCAGAACAAAAGUGUUGAAACGACGGGGAAUAACGUUGAAAAUCAUGCCCCGAAAUUUGCGUAGGGGGAGGAACGGUCGUCAAAACAUGCCCGGGUUCCUGCUUGCAUUGGAGCCAGACCAUACUGCCUGGUUCAGGCUGUGCACGCACAAAAAGCACCGGCGGCGGAGGAAGAACGAGACUGCACCUCACGUCGUCGAACGUUGCCGGCCAAGCAAAACCGACAUCACACCGACAACUGCAAGGGAGACAAGAAGGAAGGCGAGCACCUGUCUCAAGCCGACGAAGAUUCACUUGUUGAACAAUCCCCUCCUGGAAAUACUCAGGUGAGUCGCUAAUAGCUACGAAUUCAGCCUGACCGUCACACCAUAGUCACCCACUAUUCUCGACCCCUGAUUACAGACGUUCCCCGGCGGCAAACGAGGGACAUGCUAUAUGCUGUACUUGGUUUACGCUGUCGAGACUUCAAUUAGCCAUUCCUGGCCCGAAGAUGAUCCCCCGUGGCCGUGGCCCAAAUUGACCCAUGCGAAACCCACGUCAUGAAACCCGAGGACACCCCCGAGUCAUCAUCCAUAAGUCAUCUUGCAACAGCAAGAAGGGAAAUUCCGAAUACCAUCACCAGCAAGCAUAAACCACGACCGACUGCGUAUCUCGAACAAAGAGGCUGGCGGUUGAAGAUGGUGGUGGCCAACUUCAAUUACUUUCAAGCAAAGCACGUCUGUUCCAAGGCCAGCCCUGCCCAUCAAAAAUCCCCACAGACUGGUGUCUCUUCUCUACCACGCCUUUUCAGCCCCGGUUGCCAAAACCCUGUUGCAACACAUCCCCAACAAAAACGCAAACGACGAAUCAUUCAGUGCCAGGCAGCAACGAGUGUCGUUUUUUUGACAGGCUCGUAUUCCCUGCUGUUGGGGCGGCUUGCCCCCCUCGCUCCCUGUCCCUGUCCUUGCCCUGCCCCGGGGAUCAGCUGCCUUUGCCUGACCUCAAGCCUUGCCCUUUGAGUUGUGGUUGCGCCCACUGAAAAGUCUGUUUCCCUCACCGCUCUUUUAUUCACAUGGCCAGAACACGGGUUGAUCCCUCUCUCGCCGUACCCCUGACGCCUUCCAUCCAGGGUGACAGCGACUUCUUUCUCCGAGGGGAGACGUUCUGGUGAGUUGGAAGGGAGGGAGGGGGGUUGGGUGGUGAUGGAAAUGUCACCCGUGCGUAUCUUGAGUAUGGCUUUCCAGCAGCUGCCGGCCGGAUACUGAGGCUGAGGAAACUCGACGGUUUGGGUCCCGUCGACCCUCCGUGGAAAAGAAGCUGCUGGAAACCGUGGAUUGAACCUGAAAACUUCUCUCGGUAGGUGAAUCAUUGCGAGGAAUGGUCUACCCAGACAUCCCGAAAGGUUCUACCAUGACCGAGCCACCCCCGCCACCUCUGUCUCCCCCUGUCAGCACUACAUGGUAUGAUGGUAGAAGAGCAAACUAUAUAGAACCCCUUGACUUGGCCACAACGAGCUACACAGGUCCGUUGUCAUGCCGUUGUUGAAACAGCAGCGACCCCCAGAAGUGUCUGACCAAUGGUAGUAUGAGGCAGGAGCCUUCCCCCCUUUCUUUUCUCCAACGAGAUGCAUAGAAGACAGGACAGAACCAAGAUUCCCAAGCUUUUG
Cladophialophora immunda is the source of this 1966-nucleotide messenger RNA. RefSeq lists its product as uncharacterized. The transcript has 2 exons. Lineage: Eukaryota; Fungi; Ascomycota; Eurotiomycetes; Chaetothyriales; Herpotrichiellaceae. The record is from RefSeq and is a predicted model, not a curated record. Bases 861 to 1319 code for a protein of 152 amino acids.